Messenger RNA from Meriones unguiculatus (Mongolian gerbil), 2245 nucleotides. It is a transcript of the gene Rxrg, whose product is annotated as retinoid X receptor gamma. Gene Ontology annotation, biological process: anatomical structure development; response to retinoic acid; cell differentiation. Lineage: Eukaryota; Metazoa; Chordata; Mammalia; Rodentia; Muridae. The transcript is spliced from 9 exons. The record is from RefSeq and is a predicted model, not a curated record. Gene Ontology annotation, cellular component: RNA polymerase II transcription regulator complex; nucleus. Gene Ontology annotation, molecular function: nuclear steroid receptor activity; nuclear receptor activity; retinoic acid-responsive element binding. The coding region runs from base 393 to 1910 and encodes 505 amino acids.
GGGACCUCUGGGGACUCCUCGCAGGGAGCUAGAGGAGUCGCUCGCAGCAGCCCAACCCAGAGUUAAUCAAACUAGCAACAGGAUCUCAGGCGCGGCGGCGGCGGCGGCGGUGGCGGCGGUGGCGGCAGUAGCAACAGCAGCAGCGACGGCGGCGGCAUUAUGCGUGAUUACUGACAGGCACCAGCUGCCGCCGCCGCCGCAGCCUCUCAACACUAUGUGGACUCUCGGAUCUAGAGGCGGAUUCCUGACUAAUCCCAGAGGGCUGGCCCAGCCUGCGCUCCCCCGGCUGCUAGCAAGCGAUGGCCACUCUUGUUAGCCCAAGUUGAAGCAAGCCCGGCUGCGCCUGGGAGCCGGGGAGAGAGGCUCGUACUCCUGGGAAGCGCGGUGGAGGGAUGAACCGGACAGCAAACAUGUAUGGAAAUUACUCCCACUUCAUGAAGUUUCCCACCGGCUUUGGUGGCUCUCCCGGCCACACUGGCCCCACAUCCAUGAGCCCAUCAGCAGCCUUACCCACAGGGAAGCCAAUGGACAGCCACCCCAGCUACACAGACACCCCAGUGAGUGCUCCACGGACGCUGAGUGCUGUGGGGACCCCCCUCAACGCUCUCGGCUCCCCGUAUCGAGUCAUCACUUCCGCCAUGGGUCCACCCUCAGGAGCACUGGCGGCCCCCCCAGGAAUCAACUUGGUGGCCCCACCCAGUUCUCAGUUAAAUGUGGUCAACAGUGUCAGCAGCUCCGAGGAUAUUAAGCCCUUGCCAGGUCUGCCCGGGAUUGGAAACAUGAACUACCCAUCCACUAGCCCCGGGUCUCUGGUGAAGCAUAUCUGUGCCAUCUGUGGGGACAGAUCCUCAGGAAAGCACUACGGAGUAUACAGCUGUGAAGGCUGCAAAGGCUUCUUCAAGAGAACCAUCAGGAAGGACCUCAUCUACACAUGCCGUGAUAACAAAGAUUGCCUCAUUGACAAGCGCCAGCGCAACCGCUGUCAGUACUGUCGCUACCAGAAGUGCCUGGUCAUGGGCAUGAAGAGGGAAGCCGUGCAAGAAGAGAGGCAGAGGAGUCGUGAGCGAGCCGAGGGUGAGGCGGAAUGUGCCAGUAGUGGCCACGAAGACAUGCCCGUGGAGAGAAUUCUAGAAGCCGAACUCGCUGUGGAACCAAAGACGGAAUCCUACGGUGACAUGACCAUGGAGAACUCGGUAUACACUCUUCACUGUUCAUCCAGCUUCCGUUUCUUGGGUGGGGUUGGAGGUAACGGAGAGUUGUUUCGAGUCCCCGGACCUCAGAGAAAUUUGUUCUUUUCUCAGACAAAUGACCCGGUCACCAACAUAUGCCAUGCUGCGGACAAGCAGCUCUUCACCCUUGUUGAGUGGGCCAAACGCAUCCCCCACUUCUCGGACCUCACCUUGGAGGACCAGGUCAUUCUGCUCCGGGCAGGGUGGAAUGAAUUGCUGAUUGCCUCCUUCUCGCACCGCUCAGUUUCUGUCCAGGAUGGCAUCCUGCUGGCCACAGGCCUCCAUGUCCACAGGAGCAGCGCUCACAGUGCUGGCGUCGGCUCCAUCUUUGACAGAGUCCUCACGGAGCUGGUUUCCAAGAUGAAAGACAUGCAGAUGGAUAAGUCGGAGCUGGGGUGCCUGCGAGCCAUUGUGCUCUUUAACCCAGAUGCCAAGGGUCUGUCCAACCCCUCCGAGGUGGAGACUCUUCGGGAGAAGGUGUAUGCCACACUCGAGGCCUAUACAAAGCAGAAGUAUCCAGAACAGCCAGGCAGGUUUGCCAAACUGCUGCUGCGCCUCCCAGCCCUGCGCUCCAUCGGCUUGAAAUGCCUGGAGCACCUCUUCUUCUUCAAGCUCAUUGGGGACACCCCUAUUGACACCUUCCUCAUGGAGAUGCUGGAGACCCCUUUGCAGAUCACCUGAACCUCCUCAGCUGCAGCUUCCCCGCCCAGGGUGUGUGUAGAGCCCUACCCUGCACACUUGUCCCCCCACCUCCCACUCUGAGGUCCCUUCCUGUCCCCAAAAUGUGAUGCUUGUAAUAAAGCUAACCUUUCUACACAUGAGACUUUUCUAGGUGGAGUUUUGUAUGGAUGCUAAAGGUGACCCUUCUUUGCUGUCUAAGGGGCUGAAGUCUUUCUGGAAGUUCUUGGGAAGAGUAGCCAAGCCUCUGUACAUAUAAUUGGUUUAAAUUAUUUUUUCACUUGCCAUGGAAAGCAAACAAAUGGAAAAGAAAAGAAUAAAUAUGAUCUUGGCACUGC